AUGAAUCAAGGCAUUAAGGAUUUGGUGACCUCAAUUUUACCAAGCCUCUCAGAUGACACACUGACACAUUUGUUGGAAGUUCUGGAGGAGCUGGGAGUCGAAAACAACGAAGACCUUAUGUUGGUCGAAGAAAAAGACAUUGAAAAAUACUUGCGUCCAAUACAGUGCAGAAAAUUGCUGCGUUUUUUUUUAGGACUUCCAGCAAUUCAGUUAAAUUUAGAGGCUGUCCCCUCUCCCUCUUCAUCUCAGAGCCCUUUGGGAAGCACAUGCAGUCCAUCCUCACACUCCUCAUGCACUGAAAGCUUUGCACCACAUCUUGGAAGGCCAUGGCAUGUGGAUUUCAGAGUAAAUUGGGAACGGAUGCCUUCAUCUCUUCAAAAAUGUUUGUUAAAUCAGUCAAGACCGCUCCCAGUAGACAGAAAAAAUAUAGUACAGGCAGUGGUAGAUCAGAUCUUAGAACAAGAUCCUAAUCCUAAUAGAGCAACAUGCCACACUAUAGUUCGGGGCAUCAGAGAGUUUCCUAAAUGUUUAGUAGAUGUAGGCAAAACAGGAGAUAUCAUUGGAGAUGGCUGCCAGUCCCUCCUUCAACAAAUUAAAACAAGGGUUGAGUACAAAAAUAGAAAUAACACUCUUGCACGACGACGGAGGGAGAGGAGGGCCUGCAGUGGAGCAGGGGCAACGGCAAGAGGCCCAGUAGAUCAGUAUGGAUGCGUGAGAUGGGCUCCUACAGAUCUACGCAGUGGCGAGACCGAGACAACAUUGGGCGAGAUGAAAAUGCGCCUUCACCGCAUGUUUUCAGAGGAUGGCUUUGAUGGGGCAGAAAGAGCAGAGCCAUUAAUGGAAAAGACUUAUAUACUGCAACGUAGGUACCUUAACCCUCUGGGGACCAGACACAGACGGGACUACCAUGAUAUCUGA
Molecule: messenger RNA, 918 nt
Organism: Rhinichthys klamathensis goyatoka
Lineage: Eukaryota; Metazoa; Chordata; Actinopteri; Cypriniformes; Leuciscidae
Exons: 3
Coding region: 1-918 (305 amino acids)
Source: RefSeq, a predicted model, not a curated record